AUGGGCUGUGAUGAUGCCGGCGUCGCCUACAAGGACGCCAUCAAGCGCGAUUUCGAAGCCGACAGCCGCGUCACACACGUCAUCGACGUCGGCGCCAAAGAGCCCAGCGACAAGACGGCCUAUCCCCUGCGCGCAGCCGCCGCCGCCCGCAUCGUCGAGCGUGUCGUCGGGCUUGAACUCGCCCGAAGGCUGGCCAGGGAGUGGCUCGGCUAUGAAUUCGACACGACGACCGCAAGCGCCAAGAAGGUUGAUGAGAUUAUCAGCCUGGAGGCUUGA
Messenger RNA from Metarhizium album ARSEF 1941, 276 nucleotides. Its product is annotated as ribose 5-phosphate isomerase. The record is from RefSeq and is a predicted model, not a curated record. Gene Ontology annotation, molecular function: isomerase activity. Gene Ontology annotation, biological process: carbohydrate metabolic process. The coding region runs from base 1 to 276 and encodes 91 amino acids. Lineage: Eukaryota; Fungi; Ascomycota; Sordariomycetes; Hypocreales; Clavicipitaceae. Gene Ontology annotation, cellular component: intracellular anatomical structure. The transcript is spliced from 2 exons.